AUGCUCCAAACCUGCACUCGAUGUCGCAGCCGAAGAAUCAAGUGCGACACCCGGCUGCCAGCUUGCCAGAAUUGCGCAAAGAACGAUUCGCAGUGCGUGUUCCUCGAUGAGGCCCUGCAGGAACAGAUUCCUAGGAGCUAUGUUCGAGCACUCAAUGACAAGAUCUCCGAGUUGACUUCUCAGCUAGACUUGCAGAAAGGUUACGCAGCAAGAUAUUCGAUUCAAGAUGCUACCGUUAUGACCGCUGCUGCGGCCUCGAAUGAAGACAGCUAUGUCCUCAUGCCUCGCACUCAGCGAUACCUGCAUCUUGAGCGUUCGUUGCCGACAAUUGUCACUAGACUCACGGUGGAGGCACUGUCGGGCUCAAGUACGCAAUCAGACAUGAAGAUGUCCCACGAUGCCCAACCCUUCUCGACGGAUAUCUUCAAAACUGACCGAUCAGCUCUUACACCAAAAGUCGUUCGCCACCUCCUGAGUCGCUAUGAUAGGUGCGUUCGUCCAGAAUUCGAUAUUGUUGACCCGGAGCUCCUUUCUCAGGAUGGCCAAGGGUUGAAGAAACUUUCAAAACGCCAGAAGUUUGAAACACUCAUGAUAUGUGCCGUCGCCGCCGGUCACGAAAGCUAUCGCAACCCUUCAUGGAAAGCUUUGGCCCAGACGUUGCGCGACUGGGCGGCCGAAGACACAGCCUCGGUAAUUUCUGCAGCCGAUCCUGCCUCGUUGACGGCGAUCCUCCUGCUGAUUGUCUAUGAGUUGCUUGAGCCAUCCAGGGGCAGCGUCUGGGAGCUGAUGGAUAUGGCAAUACGUACAACCAUCCAGCUAGGCUGGCAUCGUCGGGAUCGUUCUGAAGUGCAGAUAGACCUCCCCGAAGCUGGAAGCCACAGUAAUAAGGACGGCUAUGCUACUCAGCAACGCCUCCUGCAUGCUUUGAAAACAGCUGAUCGAGCAUUGAGUCUUGUCUUCAACCAAUCAAGCACACCGAAUGAUUGGCUGUGGACUCCCAAUACUGAGGAAGAUUUCCUCCUUCGGCUCUAUCGAGACGUACAAGGGAGUAUCUACGGCUAUGGGCAACUGUACGACACACACAGCUGCCCCUUCGUCGGGCACGUUGAAGAACUGAUCAUGUCGAUGGAGACCUUUUCUCUUGAGCAAUCGCCCACUGUGUGCGAAAUGUGGCUUCAACUUCUUCCGGUUUCUGUACGACAUCGGCAGUGCGUUUCUUGCUUCCAGGAAGAGGGCGAUGUUGCAGCAAGAGGCAUGAGAUCUCUUCGACGGCGGCUUGUUGCAGCGGCCCUGGCUCUCGUUGAACACACUCACUGCAUGACGAUUUCGCCAGAUGGCUUCAUCCCUCCCUUGACUGCAAGUGCGAGAGCGUUAGUGGCGGGCUGCACAGUUCUGCUUGCCAGAGCGAAAAACUGGUCACCAGAAAGCCCGUUUCUCAAGGCGAUUCUACAAUGCACUGAAGUUUUGACGCAUUUCACUUCUCAUUGGAAGGGAGGGUCGGGCUACCUGCGGGUAUGGACUAUCAUUACGGAGAUCUUCGAUAAGAAUCAACCCAAGUCUCAAUAA
Molecule: messenger RNA, 1566 nt
Organism: Exophiala aquamarina CBS 119918
Lineage: Eukaryota; Fungi; Ascomycota; Eurotiomycetes; Chaetothyriales; Herpotrichiellaceae
Exons: 4
Coding region: 1-1566 (521 amino acids)
Biological process (GO): positive regulation of transcription by RNA polymerase II
Molecular function (GO): DNA-binding transcription factor activity, RNA polymerase II-specific; zinc ion binding; sequence-specific DNA binding
Source: RefSeq, a predicted model, not a curated record